UCCUGUCCUGCUCCUGCCCGCUUCUCUGUAUCAUCUGCUCAAAAGGAGUGCAGCGAACAGAAAAAAAAGAAAGGGUGGAACACCAAUCCGAGCAUCCAACGCUUCCUCAUGCACUGUAUAUAAAACCACCCAUUGCUGGCUCCAUCCAUCCAUCCGUCUCACUUCCCCUGUUUCCGUUCCAUCGCUCGAUCUAGACUUCUAGCUAGUAUCUCUUCUGGUCCGCUCUCAGUUACUACCAAGCUAUCACCAGCGACCUGAUAAAGAUUGGGCAGGGCAGAGGGGGCAGGAUGCCGUGGGCGGGGACGACGUCCGUUCAGCUGGCGGUGUUCUUCCGCGUCAUCCUGUGACCGAUCGCGGUCGAGGCUGGUGCGGGCCGGGGGAUCGGUACCAUACCAGGCGGUGGAGGGACAAGGAGCCGUGCCCCCGCUGAGGACAUGUGCGUUGGGUUCGACCGGAGGAUCCUUGACGCCGUCGUUAUGACCAGUGGCGCCGUCGCGUACUACUACAGAUUGAUGCAAGUGUGCCAGGCCGAAUACUUCCGCCAGCUGCUCAAGCCUGUGACGUAGAUUAGCUUAGCUCACACAUUCCAACCAAACAGCCUCAAAACCCAAACAAACUAACCAAAUCAAUUUUGAAUUGGACCACGGAAAAAGCCAGCUCCAGUUAGCAAAACACCCCUUGAAUUCAUACUUGUUUAGUUUCAUUUCAAUCAAAAGCAAAACUUUUCCUCAAUUUCCAGGACAAACACAACCACAAGCCAACACAAAUUCGAGCAGCACCGCAUAGGCGUCCUGAUGCAGGGCGACCCAGGGUUCGGGUACGGCGGUUUCGGCUACGGCUACGGCUAUGGCUACGGCGGCGCCGGCUACGACAUGGCCGGCUACGGCUCCGGUGGAGGAUACUACAUGAGCGACCCGUACCCUGCUGCUUAUGAAGACCCGCUUGCUGGUCGGAGGCAGCACGACUUCCCAGCGCCGCUCACCGGCCUCGAGUUCCAGCCGUCGGAAACCUGCCCCAAGAACUACGUCAUCUUCGACCAGACCUACGACCGGAGCCGUGUGAUGUUCCACCCGUCCCUGGCUAACAAAUUGGGCAACUCCGGCGGCUAUGACCACCACUGCUACGGCUUCGACCAGGACUACAACGGCAAGAGCGCCUACUGCGGCGUCGAGGACGACGGCGGUGGGUGCUCGAUCCGGCAGAAGGAGGACACCGACGAGAUCGACGCGCUGAUGAGCACGGAAGACGGCGAGGAGGAGGACGACGUGCUGAGCACGGGUCGCACGCCAGGGUGCCGAGCCGGGGGUUCGCCAGACUCCACGUGCUCGUCCGGAUACGGGGUGAGCACGGGCGCGUCGAGGUCCGAUUGCGGCGGCGGCCGGAAGCCCGAGGCCGGAGGCGAGAGGAAGAAGGAGCGGAUGAAGAAGAUGAUGCGGACGCUCAAGGGGAUCAUCCCCGGCGGCGACAGGAUGGACACGCCCGCCGUCCUCGACGAGGCUGUCAGGUACCUCAAGUCGCUCAAGGUGGAGGUCAAGAAGCUCGGCGUGCGUGGCUCAAGCAGCUAGGCGACAUCGAUCCACAGUGGCCUCAACGGCCGUAAAAAAUCUUUCUCUGCUGGCAGGUAACGAGACUGACUGUUGUCGGAAAGCCCAGUAGCCGCACCUUUUUGCUAGCUAACAGAGAGAUCGUCAUGGCGGAGCUCUCGUGCCAUGGAUCGGAGGAGAAAGAUUAGAAAAGAGAGCUCCGUCGCCGCACGCUUUCUUGCUUUUAUUCCGUCAGUGUCCUCGGGGUGCCCGGGCCAUGGCUCUAGCUGCCUGCGUGCAUGGAUUGUUGCUUUCUUUUUUUUCUUCAGAAGUUGCUGCUUUUUAUUUCUUCUUCCUUUCGUAUCUCAAAUGGUGGCUCGUGUUGUAACCAUCAUGCAUGCUGAUGAUAUACAACGUGUUUUUUUUUCUUUUUUUUUGUUAUCCUCGUGCUAUGUUGGGCUCGGCACCGCGGAUCGUAGCUGUCUCGUGCUAUCUUAUCCAUGCUGCCUGAAUCUCGUCUGAAAAUUCAUAGAGAAGUUUCUCUUGAAGAUGUCAAUAGGACUGUUGUUUAAUUAAGAUCGCAAUGAUG
This is a messenger RNA of Oryza brachyantha (malo sina), 2112 nucleotides long. RefSeq names its product transcription factor bHLH144-like. NCBI's taxonomy places the organism in Eukaryota, Viridiplantae, Streptophyta, Magnoliopsida, Poales, Poaceae. Gene Ontology annotation, molecular function: protein dimerization activity. The transcript is spliced from 3 exons. The record is from RefSeq and is a predicted model, not a curated record. Bases 795 to 1565 code for a protein of 256 amino acids.